AUGGACGACGCAGCUGUACCUAAGCCUGGCAAGUGGCCUGUAGAACCUCAGACCGAUGUCAAGACUUCUGAGGACAGGAUCUGGGUAGACGGCUGCUUCGAUUUUGCUCAUCAUGGACAUGCUGGCGCCAUGCUUCAAGCCAGAAGAUUGGGAAAAGAGCUCUUGGUUGGGAUUCAUUCCGACGAAGAAAUCAUGGACAAUAAAGGCCCAACCGUGAUGACUUUGAAGGAGCGCGUGGCCGCCGUUGAUGCCUGUCGCUGGUCGACAAAGUCCGUUCCAUAUGCUCCAUACGUCACAUCAUUGCCAUGGAUAUCCCACUAUGGUUGCCAGUACGUCGUGCACGGCGACGAUAUCACAUCAGACAGCAGUGGAGAGGAUUGUUAUAGGUAUGUCAAAGCAGCUGGUCGGUUUUUGGUGGUCAAGAGAACGCCGGGGAUCUCCACAACCGAUCUUGUUGGACGAAUGCUUCUUUGUACAAAGAACCAUUUCAUUAGGUCACUCCUGAAGACACUUGCUGGCGAAGAAGGAUCUGAAAGCCCUGAAGAACGGAGAAGACUGGGAGACGAGAUGACUCAGAGGAUCAGGGAUUACGCUACAGACGAGACUGGGUUGCAACCUGGACCACAAGUUCUGAGCUGGGCUGGAUCUAAGGCGGCCAUGGAAGAUCAUGCCUCAGAGGAAACAGGCACCUAUCAUACUAUGGCCAAUGGCAAAGCUCCUCAUCAAAGCCAACGUAUCGUCUACGUAGACGGAGGUUUUGAUCUUUUCUCAUCUGGACACAUUGAAUUUCUUCGGCAAGUGGCCAUGGCGGAAGAAGCAAUGGGCCAUCAAAAUGGAUGGUAUGAGGACCCCAAUAAGGACUAUGGCCCUGCAUACAUCGUGGUUGGUGUUCACGAUGAUGAGGUCAUCAAUCACUGGAAAGGUGUAAACUACCCAAUUAUGAACAUUUUCGAGCGUGGCCUUUGUGUCCUUCAGUGUCGAUAUGUUGACUCUGUCAUAUUUUCGGCCCCUUUCACACCUAGCAAAGCCUACCUCACUAACAUCCCGUACGGCAUUCCCAAUGCGGUCUAUCAUGGCCCCACGUCGUUUAUGCCCCUUACGUAUGAUCCUUACACGGCCGCCAAAGCAUUGGGUAUAUAUCACGAGAUCGGCAAUCACGAUUUUCAGAAUGUGAACGCAGGGGAGAUCGUGCAGCGAAUCUUGAAGAGUCGAGAGAUGUACGAGGAGAGGCAAAGAGCGAAGGGCGAGAAAGCUGCAACAGAAGAAGCUGUUCAGAGAAGAGAGGCGAUGGAGCAAGAAGCAGCAAGGCUAGAGAAGGACCGAGCAGGUAACAGGUGA
Messenger RNA from Letharia lupina, 1338 nucleotides. RefSeq lists its product as uncharacterized. NCBI's taxonomy places the organism in Eukaryota, Fungi, Ascomycota, Lecanoromycetes, Lecanorales, Parmeliaceae. Gene Ontology annotation, biological process: phosphatidylethanolamine biosynthetic process. Gene Ontology annotation, molecular function: ethanolamine-phosphate cytidylyltransferase activity. The record is from RefSeq and is a predicted model, not a curated record. The transcript is spliced from 4 exons. Gene Ontology annotation, cellular component: cytoplasm. Bases 1 to 1338 code for a protein of 445 amino acids.